UUUUGCUUGAAUGCUCAUCUCUAAGAAAAAGUACAGAAACUGAAUCAGUGAUUAUUCGAAUAGUGUUUGAUAAACCAACAAAUAAUCAAAUAUAGGGAUAUAUGAACAAAUCAUUUCCUUGCAUUAUUCUGAUUGAAGAACUGCUGCAUCAAUACUAUCAUCGAUUAGCGUUGCGCAUCACGUUGUAAAAGAGGGACACACCAAAUCAAUGACCGUGUACAAAACGCAACACGUGUCGUCCUCGUCAUCUUCAGAAAACUAAGAGUCAACAGAUGUUCACGUGGCAAAUAACUCCUUAUAGACCUAAGGGAUAAAGAUGGCUCGUGUUUUUAUUUUCCUAGUUGUGUCUCUCUCGUUUGGGGCUUCUCAGGAUCUUACAACGGUUAUGAAUUUUGAGAAGUUUUUCCGGAUGGAAGAGGAACUUCUGACUCUCUCAGAUUUGAUUGUGAAGCAGGAGUUACGGAGUCACGAAGAAGAUGUCCAUCAGUUAGCCAACAUAACGGGGGUGCUUGAAAACGUUAAAGCCAUUCAUAAAGACGUGGGGAGGAAUGUAGUAGGGUAUAUCAGUCAUCCCAUCAACCAGUUUCAUUUAACCAGACGGCUUUACCAUAACUGGCGGGAAAUUCUACAACAUAUAUUACAUAGUGAUACAUGUGUGAAAGCAUUAAAAGUAAAAUUACAAAAUAUAGAGGACAAUGUCCCUAGUAAAGACGUGUUCGAUACCAUUGCCAGUACUAUUUCUGCUCUGCAGCGGUAUAAAAGCUUCACUAUAGAUCAGAUUAUGAAUGGAAAUAUAGCAGAAGCGAAGCCGCUACAGAAACUCACUUUGGCUGACGCCUUCGACAUUGCACAAGCAUCUUAUGAGAAGGAGGAAAUGUAUUAUGCCAUUGAGUGGUUAAAAUACAUUGUUGAUGAAGUAAAAGCAAAUCGCAUCUCUGAUAUUGACGACCAAAUAUCAGCAGCUGCGGUAUUUCAUUUGCUAUCCAAUGCUUAUUUUAAGGCUGGUUUUAUCAAAGAAGCACAGACGACAUUAGCAGACUUGCUUCGUUUUGAUCCAAGCAACGCUGCUGCCAAAAGAAACCUGGAAUACUUACAGAUCAGCAAAGUCUUGGCCAAUCCCGCCCAGUUAAAACCAAAAACACCUUCAAAGAAGAGCAGGAGACUGUACGAGGAACUUUGCAGAUCAGAAGAGAAAACGAUAAUUUCAAAAUCAUCGAGAUUAAAGUGCGUGUACUUUCCUUUGAGAAGUCCAGUUCCAUACAUGAAAUCUGAUGUCAGAGCGGAAGUAUUGAACCGAUCUCCUCUGAUUGUCGUGUUUUACGACAUGAUAGAUAAUGGAACUGCCAUGGCAAUCUCUUACAUGGGACACAAAAAGCUGAUGGAUGCCUCAACAGUGAGAAGAUACUCAGACGUGAGACACAAUGCAGCAGUUUAUGACACGACUUAUUGGAAAUGGAUUCCAAAUUUACAAACCAAAUUCUCCAAAUUGAAAUUAAGUCACUUCCCCCCAGUUUUAUUUUCAUACAGGACGUUUAAUAUUGGAACAGAAGGGGAAUUGAUGAACAACGAACUAGCGCAAAAAGACCAAGUCAUGGGAGUUUUCAUUUCAUUUCUUACGGAUUCUACAGUAGGGGGAGAGCUCGUAUUUCCCUUGUCUAAGAUUAAGAUUCCGGUUACAAAGGGCAAUGUUGUAUUUGCGGAGUACAAAGCACGGAUGGGGAUAUGUCCUGUUUACUUUGGAUCUCAGUGGUAUGGUAGUCAAACUCUGUAUGAGAAGAUUCAACCAGAAAUAUGUCCUUUGAAGCAAAGAAUCCCCAGAUUUUAUUGAAAGAAUUAAUUAACUGUGCCAAAGAGUAAAUCAGAACAAGAGUAAAAUCUUAUAAAUUUAUUAACAAAUUGCGUAGACUUUGCACAUGCAAUAUUUUGAAUACAUGUACAUGUUAAUAAACAAGUUUUAAAACAUAUAUCAAAUGUAUAUACUAUAAAAAGUAUAAAGUAUAAAGAAAAAAAUUAACAAAAUAGCUGGCAU
Messenger RNA from Saccostrea cuccullata (small rock oyster), 2029 nucleotides. RefSeq names its product prolyl 4-hydroxylase subunit alpha-2-like. Bases 317 to 1828 code for a protein of 503 amino acids. Gene Ontology annotation, cellular component: endoplasmic reticulum. Gene Ontology annotation, molecular function: procollagen-proline 4-dioxygenase activity; protein binding. The transcript has 13 exons. Lineage: Eukaryota; Metazoa; Mollusca; Bivalvia; Ostreida; Ostreidae. The record is from RefSeq and is a predicted model, not a curated record.